AUGUUAGGUCCUGUCCACUCCCGUCAUCCCCCAGAGUCCUGUGGCUCUCAGCAGUACUCGUCAUCAGCGCCUCGGGACAGAGCAGCCACUGUGGAGUACAGUAGGAUGUCCCCUGAACAAGACCUACAGCACACAGGGAGCUGGGACAAGGCCUCAGGAGGGAGCUGGGACAAGGCCUCAGGAGGGAGCUGGGACAAGGCCUCAGGAGGAGGGAGCUGGGACAAGGUCUCAGGAGGGAGCUGGGACAAGGUCUCAGGAGGGAGCUGGGACAAGGUCUCAGGAGGGAGCUGGGACAAGGUCUCAGGAGGGAGCUGGGACAAGGCCUCAGGAGGGAGCUGGGACAAGGCCUCAGGAGGGAGCUGGGACAAGGCCUCAGGAGGAGGGAGCUGGGACAAGGCCUCAGGAGGAGGGAGCUGGGACAAGGCCUCAGGAGGAGGGAGCUGGGACAAGGCCUCAGGAGGAGGGAGCUGGGACAAGGCCUCAGGAGGAGGGAGCUGGGACAAGGCCUCAGGAGGAGGGAGCUGGGACAAGGCCUCAGGAGGAGGGAGCUGGGACAAGGCCUCAGGAGGAGGGAGCUGGGACAAGGCCUCAGGAGGGAGCUGGGACAAGGCCUCAGGAGGGAGCUGGGACAAGGCCUCAGGAGGGAGCUGGGACAAGGCCUCAGGAGGGAGCUGGGACAAGGCCUCAGGAGGAGGGAGCAGGGACAAGGCCUCAGGAGGAGGGAGCUGGGACAAGGCCUCAGGAGGAGGGAGCUGGGACAAGGCCUCAGGAGGGAGCUGGGACAAGGCCUCAGGAGGAGGGAGCUGGGACAAGGCCUCAGGAGGGAGCAUGGACAAGGCCUCAGGAGGGAGCUGGGACAAGGCCUCAGGAGGGAGCUGGGACAAGGUCUCAGGAGGGAGCUGGGACAAGGCCUCAGGAGGGAGCUGGGACAAGGCCUCAGGAGGGAGCUGGGACAAGGCCUCAGGAGGGAGCUGGGACAAGGCCUCAGGAGGGAGCUGGGACAAGGCCUCAGGAGGAGGGAGCUGGGACAAGGCCUCAGGAGGGAGCUGGGACAAGGCCUCAGGAGGGAGCUGGGACAAGGCCUCAGGAGGGAGCUGGGACAAGGCCUCAGGAUGGAGCUGGGACAAGGCCUCAGGAGGAGGGAGCUGGGACAAGGCCUCAGGAAGAGGGAGCUGGGACAAGGCCUCAGGAAGAGGGAGCUGGGACAAGGCCUCAGGAGGAGGGAGCUGGGACAAGGCCUCAGGAGGGAGCUGGGACAAGGCCUCAGGAGGGAGCUGGGACAAGGCCUCAGGAGGGAGCUGGGACAAGGCCUCAGGAGGAGGGAGCUGGGACAAGGCCUCAGGAGGGAGCUGGGACAAGGCCUCAGGGGGGAGCACCGGCUAA
Salvelinus fontinalis (brook trout) is the source of this 1383-nucleotide messenger RNA. RefSeq names its product S-antigen protein-like. Bases 1 to 1383 code for a protein of 460 amino acids. The transcript is spliced from 3 exons. The record is from RefSeq and is a predicted model, not a curated record. Lineage: Eukaryota; Metazoa; Chordata; Actinopteri; Salmoniformes; Salmonidae.